UGUGUCAAUAACUUGUGUCAUUCGGCAGCAGCUGUUUCCACUCAACAACCUUCACCAAUCAGAUUUGAGGAUCAGAUAAAAGCAGCAGGUUGAAAUCAUUGGGACAUGCCUCUGAGCUUGAUCUGGUCUUCAGUCAGUAGCAACCAGCAAAAUGAGGGUGUUGUGGAUUUGCCUCCUGAUGAUCGGUACCAUCAACUGCUUCCCUCAAGGAGGUGUGUCAAAUAUGGCAAUCCCCCGCUCCAUGUGGAUUCCUCCUCAGUACGGGCAAGAACCAUCCUAUGAAGAACCUUCUGGACAGUACACUGGUUAUUCCACCUUCCCAGGAUCUUACAGCCCAGAGCCUCAAACUGGAGGCAGUGGAAGUCCUUCAUGGUACACUGGUUCAUAUCCUGAGCAACAGCCAGCCAAGCCAACUUACCAGAGACCUGCACAGUCCAGUGGUCAAGGCAGCUACAGCGGUGGUGACAGCAGCUACUCUGGAUCUGGAUCUCAACAGUCUGGUUCCCAGGGCGCUCAGUCUGGAGCUCCAGGUGGCCAGUACCAGGUUGAACAGGAGAGCUGGAGCUCAUCCGACGACAAUGAUGAGGAGCCAGAGUUCACUCCAGUGAGCGACGAGGAUCAAGUGUACGCUUUCAAGUCUCGCUCUCGCUACAACCAGAAACGGCUGCUGUUCAGCCAGUUCCGCUACACUCCAACAGAACCCCGUGUUCCUCAAGAACCAGUGUUCCCAUACCCCAGCAAAUCAUCUCAUCAGGGCAAAGGUUCAAUGAAAGGAAGCCGCUGAAGAUCUGUGGUUCUGACUUGAUGCAUUUUUCAUGUGUGAAAUAAAGGAGUGUUAAAAGAUAAA
Messenger RNA from Oryzias melastigma (Indian medaka), 847 nucleotides. Its product is annotated as calcium-binding protein P. The record is from RefSeq and is a predicted model, not a curated record. The transcript has 5 exons. NCBI's taxonomy places the organism in Eukaryota, Metazoa, Chordata, Actinopteri, Beloniformes, Adrianichthyidae. Bases 152 to 784 code for a protein of 210 amino acids.